Mucor mucedo is the source of this 2051-nucleotide messenger RNA. RefSeq lists its product as uncharacterized. The record is from RefSeq and is a predicted model, not a curated record. The coding region runs from base 237 to 1796 and encodes 519 amino acids. NCBI's taxonomy places the organism in Eukaryota, Fungi, Mucoromycota, Mucoromycetes, Mucorales, Mucoraceae. Gene Ontology annotation, molecular function: DNA-binding transcription factor activity, RNA polymerase II-specific; RNA polymerase II cis-regulatory region sequence-specific DNA binding. Gene Ontology annotation, biological process: regulation of transcription by RNA polymerase II; cell differentiation. The transcript is spliced from 2 exons.
CAGAAAAAAAAACUUGAAAGGUACACGAAAAAAAAAUUAAAAACUCCUAUCGUUACUGUCUCGCUAAAAACAGUAAAGGUCUCUUUUUUUUUUUUUAGUUUUUCUCGCCCUUUUUUUUUCGUUUUUUUUUUUGUUGUUGUCUUUAUCCUUUCCUUUUACUAUCUUUUUUUUUUUAAAAAAAAAAAACUUUUUUUCACUCUCCACCCACUUCACAUUCAUUCCACAAAGACUAAAAAAUGAGUUCCUUAUUAAAUAAACCUACAUGGUCUCAACAAAUUAACCAUCAUUCAGAAGAAGAAGAAGAAGAUACGUCUAGUGCACCUGUGCGUAAAAGAACAAGAGCUACGGCAGAUCAAUUGUCUGUGCUGGAAGAUACUUUUGCAGUGAAUGUCAGUCCCAAUUCCAAGCUCAGAAAACAAUUGGCUGAACAACUUGCCAUGUCAGAACGCUCCAUUCAAAUUUGGUUUCAAAACAGAAGAGCUAAAGUAAAGCAUAUGCAAAAGAGAGCUCAAAUGCAAAUGCAUCAAGCUUCUAUUCGUGCCCAAUUAUAUCAGUAUCACCAACAACAACAACAACAACAGCAACAGCAUCACCAUCACCACCAUCAACAACAACAACAACAACAACAGCAACAACAACAACAACAACAACAACAGGCUCCCAUUUUGCCUAUGCAACCUUAUUAUUAUCAGAAUAACAGAGCACAAAGUGUGGAUGCUCUUCAUUUCCAAACAAGUGGUAGUCAUCGACCCAUGAUUCAACAACUAUUUACACCCGCUUCCUCCGUACCUCCUCCUCCUACGUUGCCCAUGAAUCUAAAUGCUGCUGCUGUUACUGCUGCUCCUACUGCUGCUGCUGCUGGGUAUGCUUACAACUGGCUUGGUGAAGAUAUGCCGUUCACCCGACAAAGCAUGCCUCCUCCUCAAGGAGCUUAUGCGUAUGAUUUUAAUCAUCCACUAGAGAACGGCCUAGAUUUCCCAGAGUAUUUACAUGGUCAAGUCUCACCCUCACCAAGUCCGCUUCACAAACAACAACAAAACAUACCCACCUUGAUUUCUGUACCUGAUGCUGGUCCUACUGCUAUUCUUGCCACUAAAGACAUCAGUCCGUCACCCUCUUCGCCUGAUUCUGUGCAACGUCAACAGCAACAACAGCACAUACAGCAACAAGAGCAGACAAUUGAUCCUUCUAAUUUAAUCUUGAAGGAUGAUCUUGUUGUGAAAUCAGAAAAGAGUACAACAGAAGAAGAACCCAAGGAUCUCUACUUGAGUGCAACUACCCUCACUAUUGGUACCUGGCAUCGAUUAAAGAUGCAUGAAACAGACCUCGUGUGUGUGUACCGUCCCGACACGCGUACAUUUGCAUGGCAUAUUGUGGACGGUGGCUGUCACUUCAAGAUGGAGGUUGCUCAAGAUGCUGUUUCUAGUAUUGAAUAUGUGUUGGAAGCUGACUUGGCUCAGGUUCAUUUUGAUAUUAGUGAACCACCACUCUUUUACAUGGAAUCCACUACUACCAUGAAGAAAAAAGAUGAGUCCACUACUACAACUACACCUGUCUGGGUUCAAUGCUCUGAUUUUACAGAAGGGAAACAAGCUUCUCGCUUCUUUCGUCAUACCUUGAAGGGUAUCUCACAUCACAUGAAGCAGGAAUUAUUAGCUUUAAUUCAUAACCAUGAAGAAACAAGGCGUCUUGUUCACUUUGUAUCUCCUCAUCAGUUUCAACAACCCUUCAUGAACACAAAUAUCUAUUGGAAUCCUCAACCAGAAUCUAUCCCUUGUGAAUUAUACAUGAGCUAACACAUACCCAAAAAGCCCAAAAAGCCUAAAACCCUUUUUUUGUACUAUACUUCUUUUCUCUCUCCCCACAAAUAAAAACUCUCCCCCCACCGCCGCCCUUUUUUGUCUGAGCCUCAAAUCAUUUUUUUUUUUUUCUUUUUCUUUUUCUCUUACGGUUUUAAAAAUGAGCAUGGAGUACAUGGACAUUGACGGUCCCGAAUUCUUAUCUAGUGUUAAUCAAGAGAUUGCAUCUAUACGUGCCAACAGAACAAACGA